AAGGACAGCGGGAAAUUCUUUUUCGCGGCAUUUUUACUAUGACAACAUUUGCCAUUGUUGAAAGCAGCUGUGUCUCUCCCUGCAAAAAGCCCAAGAUAAUGCCUUCAAAUAAGAUAAUACUCCGGUUUGCAAAGCUGACUGAAAACGCUAUUGCACCAACCAAAGGCUCUCAUUUGGCAGCUGGUUAUGAUUUAUACAGUGCUUACGAUUAUGAAGUUCCAUCUAAAGGGAAGGUUCUUGCAAAAACUGAUAUCCAAAUAGCUGUUCCUGAUGGAUGCUAUGGAAGAGUAGCACCAAGAUCUGGCCUGGCUUUAAAGAAUUUCAUAGAUGUUGGUGCUGGUGUGAUUGAUGAGGACUAUAGAGGCAAUGUAGGGGUGUUAUUGUUUAAUUUUGGGGAGCAGCCAUUUAAAGUUAAUAAAGGAGACAGGAUUGCACAAUUGAUAUGUGAGAGGAUAUAUUUACCAGAUAUUGAAGAAGUUGAGAAAUUAGAUGACACUGCAAGAGGAGAAGGUGGCUUUGGCUCAACUGGUAUUGGACAGAAUGGAACUAAAAAUUCAUAGCUUCAAGUUCACUUGUUGGGGAUCUCCCCAGACUGUUCUUUUAUCAAAAUACUGCCGGUUUGAAAAACUUAGGCCAAUAAGGUCCCUCAGUGGAUCAUAGAUGGUAGUGGCCUGAUAAGGGCCAAUUAAGUAGAAUCUCAUAAAUAGUUUUCUUCAAUAGCAAUGAAAGAGAGUGACUGAGUGAAGCCUUUGAAAUUAUUUUUAAAACCCCAAGCAAUGAAUUCAAACACCCACUUCAGAGCACUUAUGAUGAAUUUCUAGUGAUAUUAUUAACUCUCUAAUAACAAUGUUUGUGAUGCCUUUCUUUUGAUAUAAAAAAGCAACUGUUGUAUGUCUUUUAGACCAUUAGUUUCCAUAGCGAGAUUCAUUAUGAAUUUCACUUGUAAUAAAAAUUCUCUUUGGAAUAUGUAUAGAUCAUCCAAGACAAAAUCUAUGAUUACAUGAUACAUAUAUCCCUUGAAGUGCUUUAUUUUGCUGUCUGGUGUUACUAACUACAAAAUGUAUGG
Lingula anatina is the source of this 1066-nucleotide messenger RNA. RefSeq names its product deoxyuridine 5'-triphosphate nucleotidohydrolase. The record is from RefSeq and is a predicted model, not a curated record. Gene Ontology annotation, molecular function: dUTP diphosphatase activity; magnesium ion binding. NCBI's taxonomy places the organism in Eukaryota, Metazoa, Brachiopoda, Lingulata, Lingulida, Lingulidae. Gene Ontology annotation, biological process: dUMP biosynthetic process; dUTP catabolic process.